This is a messenger RNA of Trichoplax adhaerens, 2121 nucleotides long. RefSeq lists its product as uncharacterized. Bases 1 to 2121 code for a protein of 706 amino acids. NCBI's taxonomy places the organism in Eukaryota, Metazoa, Placozoa, Uniplacotomia, Trichoplacea, Trichoplacidae. The record is from RefSeq and is a predicted model, not a curated record. The transcript is spliced from 9 exons.
AUGGACCAAGCUUACUGUUCACAAGAAAGUUUAAAUGCUGUUAUGGUCGAAGAUUACCUGGCUCUUUAUAACGAUUCACCUGUUAUUGUUUUCUAUCCUCUUGUCGAUCGAUUUCACUUUGACCAAGAUGAUAACCAAGUUAUUGUUCAACCAUUAGCAAAUUCUUAUGCUCAUGUGGUACCUUAUCAAAGACCUUACUGUGGUAGUAAUGGGGAGCUUAACUGCCUCGUAGAUAUUCAACGGGCGAUUAUGCAUUGGUUCCUUGAGAAGAAAAGCAAAUAUCUAAUACUACAACGAGACCGUGCAUUAUUGGGCUGCAAAGUAUUAUUCUAUCUAAGCGAGAUCAGGCAGUGGCGUGAAGGCGUAAUUCAAGAUUUUAGUGGCAAUCAUUGCUCCAUAUUUGAUCGAAUGACUUUGCAAUCAAAGUUGCUUGAUCCAAGAAUAACUGAUAUUCGACCAAUGAUCUCAGAUGAAAUUUUGGCUGAAUUAUCCGACGAAAGUACAUGCUUUCGUCAUGGGCGGCUUAAUAGAUUGUUCUCACUCAGUAAUAUCAAGUUGUAUCAAUGUAUCAAUGGUUCCAAUUUUAAUCCAACCAUGGUUACUCAAUCUGAAAGUCGACAAAAUGGUAUUUUCCCUAACAGUAAUUAUGACGACAUGCAUUCAAAUAAUAAUCACUUAGAGCUCGAGAUCCCUACUUCUAAAGCUAUGGCUACGCCAACUACCACAUUAUCAUCAUCACCUACGAAUAAUUUACUCAAUAGCGUUUCAUGCAAUGAUCAAGAUCACUCAUUCUUGCUAACCAAGAAGAAUCAAUUGGAUCCUAUUACCCCCAGUAAUUGGAAUGAUGCUCUUAGAUUAUUACAACCAAGAAGAAAACGUAGAAGGAAGUUUGAUUGUGAAACAAAAUCAUCUAAAAAUACGGAUGCCGUGGAUAUAAACCCAAUCCAAUCUGAAAAGAUAGUGCAAAUGACUAAUCUACCGCCGGAAAAUAAGAAUUCUUCAGAAGAUUCUAAAAUGGCGGCGUCAAAAGAUUCCAAUGACAAUCUUUCACCAGCUAAUGUUGAAAAAUCAGAUAAUGAUCCAGUUCAUGCAGAAGAUUUACCGAUCCCCAAUGUAAACACUAAGGCUACGCUUCAUGCUCAUACAUAUAAUUCUCAAGAAUCGCAGAAAAAUUUACCAGAUGAAGCGAGAAGAAAUUCUUCAGGUGACUGUAAAACGGCAGCGUUAGAAGAUAUCAAUGAAAAUUUUCCGCCACCUGAUGUUGAAAAAUCAGGUAACGAUCCAGCUAAAGCAGAAGAUCUAUCCGCCGUCAACGUGAACACUAAGGCUACGCUUUCUGAUUACGCAUAUAAUGCUCAAGAAUCGCCGAUAGACUUGCCACAUGAAACGAGAGAAAUCGAUAAAUUUCAAUUUGAGCUAAAUUGUCUUGAAUAUCAAUCAAAAAAAAAGAAGAAAAAAAUUAUGAAUUUAAAAUCAGAUAAUUUUAGGAAUCAAGAUUUAACAUCAAUUCGGAGCUCAUCGUCUUCAAAGCAACUUACGUCGCUUCCGAUAGGACCUCAAGCUCUACCAGUUACAAAGCAUCAGGCAAAAGCAGCACCUAAAUCCCUUACUGAAACUCUCGCUAUGCGUACGACCUUGCCAGUUACGGAUUCUUGGUCGAAACCUGAAGCAGAUUCCUUACCUAAAUCUUGCUUAAAUGUUUCCAAAGCCAUCCAAGCAGAAUCCUGGGCGGAAGUAUCUACGAGCGCAUUAUCACCUAUACCUCCAAAUCACUCUGGGAAACAAGACUUUAAUAAUGGAGUUAAAUCUACGGAUUCUGUAAAGAAACGGAAAACUAUGCCAAAAUCUCUACCAAAAGAUGGUUCGUUAACGCCACAGCCCUGUAGUUGCAAUCAAUUGGUUAAAUACUUGCCACGCUGCCUAGAUUGUGGUUCUUUCCAAGACGAUAAUUCAGAUAUAGAAGAUAAUUGCUGCCGCUUCCUCAAUUUCCGAUUGCUAUCCUUUGCAGGCAAAUGGAACGCUCGUGAAUUCUGCUUAGAUAAAAACAGUACUAUUAGUAAUAUAUGGCUACCGGGAAAAAAUGGUAAUCCUGUAAUCAAUCUCUACUUCGAAUCAGGAUGA